AACACAUAAAUACCAGCUCAGCUGGAACCUUCGCAGAAGAGCGAGCACCGUUUGGCGUUUCCAACACUGCACCAUGAGGACCCUGUUGCUGCUGUGCCUGUGCGCCUACGUGGCCUGGGCUCAGGACGAUCUGGAGUUUGACGACUACGAGACCGAUACACAAGACGUCACAGGAAACGGAACGAAUUCAGAUGUUAAAGCUCGAGGCCACCGUCCCGUAACGUCAGGCACAGGUCAUUACACCCCCAGAUAUGUCCACCCCCCAGUCCAGGGGGCCAGCAGGUAUCGUGGUCGUCCCACGCCUCCUCCAGUCAGAGGAUCUCACACACAAGAGAAGGAGGUGAUGCCAGACGCUGGAGGAUGCACGCACGCAGCAGAGACGAUGGGGGUUUUGUGUCCCACCGGCUGUGAGCUGCAGACGAUGCUGCUGAAACAGGAGAGGAACGUCAGAAUGGGCAUUAAUGCACUGAGGCCUCACGUGGACGAACUGUCCCGAUCGACCAACAACAUUUUCAACUACGUCAACAGCAUGUCUCACUCUCUGAGGGAGAGGCAGAAAAUUGUCUACGACAACAGCAGAGUGGCAGGUGAAUACACUGAUCAAGUGGAGGAACAACAUGCUUACAUCAAAGAAACAGUGGACACCGUCUUCCCUUCCAACAUUCGGGUCCUGCAGGGAGUUCUGGAGAAGAUAAGACUGAAGAUCCAGAAGCUGGAGAAGGCCAUUCAGGGCCAGAGAGAGGCCUGCAAGGAACCAUGCAAGACCAAGUGCCCAGUACCUGUGGUUUCUGUGAAAGAGUGAGAGGACAUCUACCGUCGUGGAGGACAAGACUCACAGAUGUACCUGAUCCAGCCAGACUCGUUCUUCCCAUCCUACAAAGUCUUCUGUGACCAGACCUCACAGAAUGGAGGUUGGGUCCUGAUUCAGAACAGGAUGGACGGCAGCAUUGACUUCGGUCGACGCUGGGACGAUUAUCGUCGAGGGUUUGGCAACAUCGCUUUUGAAAGUGACAAAGGUUUCUGUGAGAUUCCAGGUGAAUACUGGUUGGGUAACGACAGAAUCAGUCAACUGACCAAAUUGGGCCCCACUGAGGUUCUUAUUGAGAUGGAAGACUGGUCAGGAGAUAAGGUCUACGCUCAGUACCGCCAGUUCACCGUCCAAUCAGAGUCCACCAGCUACUUGCUAGCGGUGGAUGGCUAUUCUGGAAAUGCAGGCAACGGCCUCAUGGAGGGAGCCUUGCAGUUGUUUGGUGAAAACCGCACCAUGACCAUUCACAACGGGAUGAUGUUCAGCACCUACGACAGAGACAACGACAACUGGAUCCCAGGUGAUCCGUCCAAGCAGUGCUCCAAGGAGGAUGGAGGUGGCUGGUGGUACAACCGCUGCCACUCAGCCAAUCCCAACGGCCGAUACUACAUGGGGGGAGCCUAUACCAGCAACAUGGCCAAACAUGGCACGGACGACGGUGUGGUGUGGCUGAACUGGAAGGGGGGCUGGUACUCACUGAAGGCCAUCAGCAUGAAGAUCAGGCCCUUCUUCGCCUCCAGAUGAGGGCGCUGCCACAGAGACACACACAAACGACAGACGCUAGCGUGAUGUUCUCGGGAAAAUAAACACUUUAACACAAAUCCGAGUGGACUUGUGCUAGUAAUGAGAAAAAGGUUUUGAUAGAAAGUUGUGGAAAUGAAAAUAUAUAUAUAUAAUAGAUCUUUUUUUAAAGUGUGAUUUUUCACACAGACACAAUUUGUAAGAAAACGCUCUGUGGUCUGUGGGUCUGUGGUUUGUGUGUUUGUUGCUGUCAGCUGAGUCACACGUCAGUUUCCUGUAAUAAACACUGACAAACAGCC
Cynoglossus semilaevis (tongue sole) is the source of this 1848-nucleotide messenger RNA. RefSeq names its product fibrinogen beta chain (gene fgb). Gene Ontology annotation, biological process: fibrinolysis; platelet activation; protein polymerization. Gene Ontology annotation, cellular component: fibrinogen complex. Lineage: Eukaryota; Metazoa; Chordata; Actinopteri; Pleuronectiformes; Cynoglossidae. The record is from RefSeq and is a predicted model, not a curated record. The transcript has 13 exons. Gene Ontology annotation, molecular function: signaling receptor binding; extracellular matrix structural constituent; protein-macromolecule adaptor activity.